CUAAUACAGCGCGCGUCACAGAGUCUCAAAUUGAUAGAAGAAGAUUUUGUUUAAGCGGAAGUUCAUGUUUUCAUUUUCCGAUGUUUUGAGACUGUUCGCGGGCGGUUCGCUGCGUUUUGAGUCCAGCAUUCUCUGUUUCUGCGAUAAAAUGUCGACCAGCAAAAUGCUGACUUUUCGGAGCUUCCUCACGGAGCGGUUCACCACCGUGGCCGUAGAGAUAUUUGAAGAAGUCGGAAACAUUGUGGAGGAGUUUCACCAGGAAAACAUCCGACUGCGGAACAUCCUGCACAUGGUGCUCAGUCCCGAGAUAAAGUUAACGCACAUAGAUUUCAGUAAACAAACCAGUGCUAAUCGAAGAUCAGAGGUCACAACAGUUGCCGCCGAGGAAAGGGAGCAGCCACCUGAGCUGAACAAUGGAGUGGACUGGGAAAUAUCAGAGCCGCUGCCAAAGAUGCCUAAAGAAGAGCAGAUUGAAUAUGACAUAAGUUUUAAUUCAGAGCCAAUACAAGAGCAAGGUGGAUCUGACAGCACAGUCACCCAAGUCUGGGUGAAAAAUGAACCAGAACAGGAAGAUGAAGACAUGGACUCUGAGCCUGAAAUGUUUACUGUUCAAGAGUUGGAGACCAUUUGGGACUCUUCAGAUACUGCUUCCGCUGACAUGAGUUACAAACACGAUGACAGUUCCCUGUCUAACUUGGGUGAAGUCUCAGAAUACUCGCAGCUACCCAGUAAUGAAGAUGGUGGAAGUGGAAGUCUGGAAAGCCAAAUAACUGAUUCACCAAAGGAAAAGAGGAUUUUAAAGACAGGCCGGCAGAAAACCCUGCUAGAAGAACCAAGGUCGAUGCCCACAACAUCUAUUGUUACAGAGUUACCAGACUACAACUUGUUUUUGGCAAGGCUCACCGAAGUCUAUAAGGAUUUUCCAGACGACGAGAAGCCUUUGAUAACUACAAUGGGCCUCAGAGCAGAUGUGAAAAUGGUGGACUGUGCUUUUGGUAAAGUGCCUGUAGGUUCUCCUCUGUCCUACCAAUGUCCCGUGCCAUCCAGUCAGGAUUAUAAGCCUCACAAAGAUGCUCCCCAUCAACCAUCACUUCCCCUGCCCUAUAACAGACUUGAGCCAGUGUACAUCUCCUGUACUCUCACCCCCCUCGAGCAGGAAAUCUUGAAAAACAUGCGUAUCACUUGGGAAGCAGCUAACGGACUGGCGUACUCCACAUGUGAAAGCGAGUUUGUAGAAGAGCUGCGCAAGCUGCGCUUGACUUGCCGUUUUAGGGAGAUCUGCAAACUCAAACCAGAAGGUGGGGAAGUGGAGCAAUUAAUAUCAAAAAUACGGAAAGGACCCCCCAUGUAUAAGAUGGCACUGAUUGACAGAGAGACGAAGAGUGAAGUGCUUCGGGAAUACUGUCGACGUCUGUGUAUCAGCUGGUACCCCUGUGGUUUGGUUGUCCAUCCAAAUGCUCCAUGGUUGGGGGCACUGCCUGAUGGAUUAGCAUACGACCCUCAGGAGAAGCACUCUUUUGGGCUGGUGCAUGUCAAAUGCAUCGGGCUCCGUAGCUUUGUGAACUGUGGGUUCUUGGUCUGUCUGGGCGGUGUCAUGAAACUGCAAACGACCCACGAGUGCUACUGGCACAUCCAAGGAGAGAUGAUGGUGACGGGUGCAUCGUGGUGUGAUCUGCUCGUCUGGUCCAAAGAGGACCUAAUUGUUCAACGCAUCUACCGGGACAAAUGUGUCAUUGAAGUCAUGAAGAAUAAGUUGCCAGAUUUCUUUUUCCGUUACUAUCUGCAAACUCUUGCCACAGCUUGAGUGUUAGUGACUACAUGUUGUUCCCUUCCCUUUUAUCAAAUUGUUAACAACUGAAAUGUGACAAAAUUUCUGACCACUGAUGUUCUACUAUAAUUAUUCCAUAAUAUCAUUGUGCUACCUUUAUUGGUAGUUCCCUCAAGUCUAGUCUACACAAACGUAUUGUUUUUGUUUGUAUAGUGAAGUUUAUGUUUUGUUCGUUAGCCAGGGAUACUUUUGUUUUACACUGAAAAGGGUUUGGUUGUGUUUUUAUUCACCCCGUUUAUCACUUCUCAUUCAUUAAUCCUUAUUGAAUUUCUAUUAUCUUUUCAAAGGCUGCAUCUACAGAUGUGUUGUCAUAUUGACUGGUGUCUUAGCCAUUGGCGAUCAUGUGAUGAAUGAUUUAACUCAAUGUCGGAAAAACGGUGAAUCAAGCCCUCACAUUUUCCUGGAGCCAAACUUACACUCACUAUGUCUGCAGGUAUUUAUUAUCAGAUAGAAGAAUAAGACAUACAGACAGGAAUAUUUUAUUGUAAUUUAGUAAUUUAUUGCUAAAGUUAUUAUUGAUUCCUUAAACAAAGAGGGUGGUCUGUCUCAUCGUGGUUGGGUAUGGUUCAGUCAAGUCACUGCAAGUGUUAGUAAGUGUGGACAUAAAAAUAACUCUUUAAGCAGAUUAAAAGUGACAUCCAUUGAUAUUGUUUGAAGUCUAAGAAAUAAAACAAAAAUGAAAGGUCUAGAAUGCUCACUCUGGCUGGUCUCUGUUUGGACUGCUGCAGAAACAUGGAAGCACAAGAUGGUGGCAUCAAUAAACAAAGCCCAUAGUACACAGAGAAGACUUACUUUAAGGCCAUGAAAGCAAAUUAUUAUUUUAUUAUUACACAUAUGUACAUACGUAUGGGUGGUAUAAUACAAUUUCUGCCAAUAAAGUCUGCUAAAUGUUACAGUGGACCUUUAAAGUU
This is a messenger RNA of Solea solea (common sole), 2739 nucleotides long. RefSeq lists its product as uncharacterized. Bases 65 to 1804 code for a protein of 579 amino acids. The record is from RefSeq and is a predicted model, not a curated record. Lineage: Eukaryota; Metazoa; Chordata; Actinopteri; Pleuronectiformes; Soleidae. The transcript has 4 exons.